Molecule: messenger RNA, 4276 nt
Organism: Acanthoscelides obtectus
Lineage: Eukaryota; Metazoa; Arthropoda; Insecta; Coleoptera; Chrysomelidae
Source: the annotation of a GenBank genome assembly
AACCAUCCUGUUUUACGCAUCGUCGUGACAGGGUUUCACAAAAGUAAUUUUGUACCGUUAAUCAAAAUAAAGUUUUUUUUAAAAAACGAGUAUUUCGGUAUCAGUAAUUUAACUGAGGGCUCUGCCGGGAUCCUUCAGCGUGUCGCGAAACGUGAAACGUGCAUCUUCGGCGUCCGAAUUCGAGGCAAUCGAGCAGAGUAUCGGCCAGCCGAAAUCACCAGUCAUAGACACGCGAACUUUCAAGUUCUUAGAGGGAUCCACAGCCAGCAACAACAGAGUGAAGGUACUAGGGGCCAGCAGCAUUGGGCGUCGGCCCUAAGUUCCAGAACUCCCGAAAACCUUGAUAAUAGAAGCGGUUCAGCUAGGAGGGUGUGCUGCAUCUUUAGCGGCACAAUCAGUCUAUCGUAGAAACUAGUGAAGCCGAAGAAAGAAGAAAAGGUAGAAGACGAACGUUUUUUCAACGUUUCUCAUGAAUCUUUGGUGUGUGGUCGUGUUACUGUACCAGAUGAUCUUUCUGCUCAUUACAUACGUAAUUCCUAUGACGUUGAUGACAGUUUGCUAUACAAUCAUGGGGAAAGAACUUUGGGGAUCAAAAGCCAUCGGUGAGAAGACACAGAGACAGAUGGAUGCGAUACGGUCUAAAAAGAAGAUCGUGAAGAUGUUUAUACUGGUAGUACUGAUAUUCGGUCUAUGUUGGCUGCCGUACCACGGAUACUUCAUCUAUGUAUACUUCGAUACCAGUAUCAUCUACCACCGGUACACGCAACACGUGUACUUAGGCUUCUACUGGUUUGCAAUGUCCAACGCAAUGGUAAACCCUGUUAUCUACUAUUGGAUGAACGCCAGGUUCAAACAAUACUACAGAUCUGUUAUGUGUGGAUGGAAGACAUGCACAAAUUGCCAUUUUGAACGAAGCGACUCUUACUCGUUACGAAAUACGCCAUCAAAUUCAAAAUCUGGUGAAUUUAGAGGGAAUGAUAGCACAAUGAGACAUUACCGUCAAUCCACACGUCGAGAACGGCGUUGCGAAAAUGGUGACGCUGUCCAACACUCGUUGCUUCGACCUAUUUCAAAGGAGUACUGCGCUGGCAAAGUGCAGCUGACUAACAAUUGCAACACGAACGGUAGACCGUCGGGCAGAUCUUGGAGAGAAAGAAAACCUAUCACGACAGACUUAUAACGAACGCAGGUGUUUAUAACUUUUGUAUAAUUAAGAUAUCUAUUUUACAUGUCUUUAAAGCAUCAGUACCCCAUAAUAUCAUAAUGAUCACUCUAUUGGAACUAUAAGAUUGAGACCACAGCAUCUUUAGUAGUAGUUAGUGUAAAACAGUAAGAGAUAAGAAGUUAAAUGGAUGCAAAGCUGCCCAUUUAAGCAACGUACAAUACAGCACUUAGAAAGUAUCGCAAUUCAGAGUACCGAGUUUAUUUGUGGUGGGAUUUCAAAAUAAAUUGAAAACUAACCUUGCCACGUUUCCGCCUUUAUAAGGUGGCAUAAUUAGUUUCAGUAUUUCAAUAUAACGUUUCAUCUCUUGUCCUCAAUCGUCAACUUUGUUAUUUCUGAUGGACGCCAUAUUAAAUUUUUGCACAGGAUAGAGCGCUUUUAAUGCUGAUUUCAAAAAUGUAUAAGAUGAGGCACAUUAAUUUUGUAAAACUAUGAUAAUUAAAAAAAACAGAAUUUCCUAUGUAGUUCUUGUUAUCAGAUAGUCAUUGGUUCCGUUAACAUCAUCAAUCAAGCCUUCCCUCACUUUCUGAUGAUUGGGCAUAGGUCAACAUUCCCUCUUUCCGGUUUUAUCUCGAAUAAAAAAGGGAAAAGCAAAAUAAAGAAGGGGAAGAACAAAAUCUUUUUUAAGACUGGAAGCAGUUAGGCAUUGUAAAAAUCACUUGUCAAGUAUUAAUGUAGUCCAAAACAAUGAUUUUUGUAAGGGUUUUGUCAAAAAGUUUGCUCCAAUAUCACAGCAAUAUUUUGAUUACCUUGCGCGCAGCGCCCUUGUUCUUGCAAACUUGCUCGACUGUGUAGUCACUGAUACGCGCAUCAGAGGGUUUAAUGUAGUCCCCUACGUAAGGAAUAUCAAGAUCUCUGUGAAAAGUUUCAUUAAAGACGUACCAUGGGGAGUCAGUAAUUGUGUGCAACGCCUGCUUUGCUUUGUUAAGGGGCACUGGCUCGUACCAGCGCUUUAUUAAUUCGAUCCUCUCCAGGUGCUUUACGCACCUUGCGGUCUUUAAUAUGACCUUGGAGCUCUGCUGGUGUGCAAUGCGGGAUCUCACAAGAUUCCGCUGAUGUACUAUGCGGAUGUUUAGUUGAUCAGGCUUCCGAAGAAGAAUCUUCUGAUGAGGAAAAAUCAUCAACGGUAGCGCGACUGCCACUGACGCCGUUGGUCCUAAAAUACCUCCUGAUAGAUCUUACGAUGUGUUGCUCCUCGUCGACGCCAUUAUCAAGACGGUCGACACUGAAAGCCGCCACACACCGACUACUUGAAAACACAUGCAGUUGUGACCGCAUUCAAACUCAUUUGAUCCAGUUUGCGGUAAUUUCGAUAAUAUUCUUAAUGGAGAGACAUAUCAAAAUAAUUUACAACCUUAAUAUAAUUAUCAUGUGUAGUAAUCAAUGACAAAAUUAUAAGAUUGCAUUUACUGAAAAUUUGUGGAAAGAUUUAUUAUUUUCUAGCAGUUCAUCGGCAGCUCCGGUCGUUCGCCCACUGGAGAUCCUUCGAUAUGUGGUCUCAUGUCAUCUUUUGACGGUUUUUCCAGAUUUCUUCACUUAUUAUUGAAAAUAUCCAAUUAUCCUAUUACAGUGUGAAGAAAUUUCCAUAAUCACAUGCCUUCAUGGCAUCAGGUGCAACAAAGAAGAAACAACGUUGUAACAGGUCAAACCAGUUUUUCAAAAAAAAAAACGUCAAAAUUCAUCAUUAGAGUCCUACUACUGUUAAAUUAAUCCUGAAUAUAAAAAUAGAGUGACGUAGCAUUGGCAUGUUUCGAGCAAGUAUUGACAAAAAAAUGGCCAAAACCAAGACAAGAAACGUUGGGAAUUUUCGAAAUUAUGGCUGCAAACUGAACGAUUGUGCAUACAAUGAUGUGACAUUAUACAUAUGGCAUGGAUUGAUAUUAUAAAACUUCAAAUGUCUAAGAAAAUGUCAUCUUCCUGUAGCUAGUCUCAACUCAUUGAAUAAAGAAAAAGAUAACACUUUUUCAGUUAUUUACGGGUAGUAAUGGAAACAUUGAAAAUGGUAUAAAAUAUAGAAACUGACCAACAUUUUAGAGUAAGUAAAAGUUUCAAUUAUACUGUACGUUUUUGAACACAUUACAUAUCUGUCAUAUCUAAGCCUAAAUAUGUAGACAUCUGGCAUUUAAAUAGUAUCCUCUACGGCUGGGGUGUCAUAUAGAGGCCCAUUGUGCUAAAGUAGCAUUUGAUAUAACCGGUAAAUGAGCAAAUUAUCUGAAUGUUUUCAAAGCCUGAAGCAAUCUUUAAUCCAAUUAUAAAACAUGUAAUAAGCUGUCAUUUACGAGGCCAACUAUGAAAGUAUCCGUGUUUUGGUAUAACUAAGAUCUACCAAUGUCGUCAAUAAAUAUGGCCUUCACAAGAAAACAGGUUGAUGACUGAGGACAAGAGACAAAUCAUUAUUUUUAAAUUCAAAUUAUGCCACCUUGUAAAGUAGAAAAAAUGGCAAUGGUGAUGUGCAAUUUAUUUUGGAAUCCCACCUUUCUGGAAAAUUUUGUUUUUCGGUCUAUCUAUACCGGAACCCAGUUCAUAUUUCUUAGCGUUUCCGGGAUCCCGAAGGUCAGAGUCGAAUUUGAAACACUUAGUAUAGAAAUAUUUCUACAUGCUUUUGGUACAUUUGGUGCUUGUGAACUUUAGAAAUACAUGGCACUGAUUGUAGUGACAAAUCUCUCAUAUUUUUUAUUAUGCCUUGGUUGCUUGGUACUAAAUUCAUGUAUAAGAUAUAAAAACGGUAUUUUGUAAAAUUUACGAAGAUGUACUAAUUGAAAAAGUAUGUCAGUAGUCAAGAGAAUAUAAAUCAUUAUGCAGUGAUGUUUCGCUAAGAUUACCAAAAUGCUAAAUAAACCAAAUGACUGUGACAUUUUUAACUUUAAGGUAUAUUUUGACUGUCUUGAUUUAAUUUGAAUGUAUGUCAAUACUCAAGAAAAUGUAAAUCAUUAUGUAGAGAUGUUACACCUAGAUUACCAAAAUACUAAAUAAACCAAAUGACUGUGACUUAACUUUAAGGUAUAUUUUGACUGUGCUGAUUUGAUGUGAAUGUAUAAUGUUAAAAUGAUGUUG